AUGCUUCCGUUUCGACGAUCAGGUUUAUGGAUGACUAUUAAAGUUGUUCUACACACUAUUCUGCAGGAAACUUAUCAACACCCAUGUCGAAAAUUAAAAGAGUAUAUUGAUCAACGGCGUUCUGGUGAAUCCAGCAGAUACUAUUUUGAUAGAUUUGGUUAUAGAUGUUUGGAAUCUAAUAGAGUUGCUGAUAGAGACGAUGAUUUACCAAGAUUCUUGUUAACUAAUCAUGAUGAAGACUCUAUUGGAAUAGUAUUAACACGUGCUGAAAUAUGGAUACAAUACAAUUUAGCAGCCUGGAUAGAUUCAUCAUUACAAUCGGGCAAAGGAGAUCAAACAUUUGAAAAAUUACAAAAUUUUUAUGAAAACUAUCAGAAUGCUGCUUUAAAUUGGUAUUAUUCAAAAAACAAAUCAAUUGAUCCGAUUGGCUACAGUCGAUUUAUUUUAACAUCAUUGACAAUAAUUCGUUUAAUACACAAAACUUUAUGCGAAGAUGGAAGAUUCCAAAGAUUGAAGCUGCAUGCUAUUAGAAUUCCGAAUCUGCUCGAAUUAUUCGAAUUUUUAGUCUUACCAAAUCGAAAUGAGAUGUUUCAAGCUCGAACUUUGUAUGAUUACUUUCAAGAAUUCAGUAAAAAAACAUAUCCAGAUCUAUUAAGUAAUAUCGAAUCCAGGCAUUCUUUCGGUGUUCAAUUUGCUGAUCAAUCACCGGAAAUGAAUGAGACUCUAGAAAAAAUUCAAGAGCAAAUCGAACAAGAUAAAAAGGACAAAACCGAAGAAGUAAAUAAAGCAAAAAAGAAAUAUGAAGAAUUGAUGAAAGAAGUCAUUGAUCUCAAAUGCGAAUGCGAAACUGAUGUCAAGUUGUAUUAUAAAAAAUGUGAUCGAUGCAAGUUUGAAAGAACAGCGAAUAAUAUUAAAGUUGAUAUUUAUGAAUGUCCAAUACCAUCUGAGCGAGAAAGUGCAUUAGCUGUAAUUUUCGAAUUACAAAUGCCGAAUGAAAUCAGAUGCUAUCGAGAUAUCCUUUGGCUAUUUGCUAAUCGUCCUAAUCCAAAACCAUCACAUAAAAUGUACGAAUGGUUAAGCUCUAGACCUCAUGGUAGCAAACUAGCGAUGUUUUAUAAGGGUCCUCGUGACUGUAAAGUACAAUUGUUAUCUGCGAAACAAUCAUUGUCGGAGACACAUUAUUCAGCUCCACGUUCAAUCGCAUCCACACCACUAGAAGAAUUUUUCUACGAAAAUAGUUUACAAGUGCAGAUCACUCCAACAAGACCGACGACACUCCAGGAUGAAUGUCGAACUUUAACACCUGAACUAUCGGAUCCCAAUUAUAAGUCAUUACAAUUUUCUAUCGAAAGUACUCAAUUCGUACAAAAUAAAACCAUUGCUAAUUUAUCAAAAUGUACGCUACAACUAAAACCAAUUGAAUUCUUAGAGUUUGGUUCAUUUCGGUCUGGCCAUCGUUUACAAUGGUGGAAUCUUUUGAGCGCUCUAGAGACAGAUUCCUUAUCGAUAGACGAAGAAAGUGUUGCAGUUCUUAUUACACAUGCACUGUUGCAAAAUGGGCCCUUCGCAAUCGACGGAAAAGCACUCAUAUACUCAUGGUGUCCAGAAUCACAUCAACAACUGUUAGAAGAUCAUUUUGUUGAUGAAUUAAUUGUGAGAUUAGAGCGUCAUUUGAAAGAUUUCGAAUGCAAUUGGCAAAAUGAAUUGGUUUUAAUUAUCAUAACAGUGGUUGUCAUCCGAAUAUUUACUAUUUGUAAUUCAACAAGAAAACAACGUAUGAUUGAUCUCGUUUUAAAAUGCCGUAAUACAGGUGCAAAAUGGAUUCAACUUAUCUUAAAAAGUAUUCAUAAUCCAUCAUCAUCGGAUUCGAAUAAAAUGGAUGCAUUACGCGAUAAAAUUGGAAUUAUCGGCAUUGCAUGUUUGCUCACAUUCUCUGUAUAUACAGACGCUAGUCAUUCGUUAGAUUUAUCCAAUGACGAUGUAAUGUCGCUACUCAACAUGGUCACAACUGUUCAUGAUAAUCUUAUUCUAGGUAAUAAAAAACUGAAUAUGAGCGUAUUUAUGAGAAAUCUGAUGCGUCAAAGUGAGCGCGUGUUGGUGAGUAUUCAUCCCAUGGUUAAAAAGCUUCUGGAAAAAAAUUCAUAUGAACUUUUAAAUGAAUUUGCGUCUAUAUAUUGGGCAGUUAUCCGAACUAAGGGUAAAGCCGAUGGCAAAUGGAAGAAACGAAGCGAGAAUAUAUAUGAUGGUUGGUACGAUGGUCAAUAUGAAUCAAAUAACGUAUCAAUUGAUUGUUUCAAUGGAAAAUUUGUAGUUAAUGACCAGAGUAUUGGAUUUUUACCGAAUAAUAUCACUUCUGACAAGUUAUUUCAACGUGUAUUUGGUAAUCAUAUUUUUGAAGUACAAAGAGGUGAACAAGACGAUACUUAUAUCACAAAACAUGGAUAUCAUCACGAUGAAAAAGUUCAUUAUGAAUUCAAUCGUCAAAACUAUUGUUUGAGAAUCUACGAACAUCACGCACAGACGAAUGACAGAUUUGAAUUGAUUCCUCCCAAAUGUUUUGAAGACGAACUAGCUGAAAUCUUUGUCUCAAAUUACAGUCAUUGGUGGAAUGAUAAGACCAAAAUAGUAGAAUUUCGACCUGUUCACUUUCAACAUGAGAAUUUUUUACAUGAUAUUCAUUACAUAUUAGCAAUUAAGAAAGGAUUUAUUAGGACAAACAAUACUGAAAAUAGACAAUAUUUAAUUAAUCGCUCAUCAUCAUUUUUCAAGAAUUUAUUUACAAAAUAUUUUAUUCGUCUGGACAGUGAACCCUAUGUAUACAUGUUAGUAGACAAUGGCAUUAUUAACAUUCAUUUAUCUCGAUUAGGUAUUGCAUUUAAAUACAGUCCACAACACAAUACAAUAACAUCACGUGAAUAUUCCGAUAUGCAUGUCGAUGAAAAUCAAUGUUUCGGUACGUUAACAGGUUUAAGAUCGGGUCUUCUACUUUCACCCAUGGCAACUAUUGAACACAAAAAUAGGCAUCAACUCUGUCGAAAACUGAUUGUGCCUUAUGGAGAAAUUCGAAUAAGUAAAAAACCAGACAGACAUCAUCAAACCGUGACAAUAGAUCGAACAUCAGAAUCUAAGUCGCCAUUUCUUCAUCAAUACUUUGUUUUUAUUUUGAAUGAUCGGUUACGUAUUCUGCAACCGACCGAUAGCCCAACAGGAUGGUUGUAUCUGGCAUUAUUACACGCUGUAACAUCUCAUUGUCUACCGGAUCAAUAUACUGGCAUGACUGGAAUGGAACGUUCAUUUGAAUUGUUAAAUUCGGCUGGUAGUUGGUCUGAUCAGCCUUUUGAUCCAGUUUGUCGACAAAUUCUUCUUCAAAUCGCCAUCAUUUCACCACAAGUUAAUUAUUACUCAGAAAAUAAUCAAUCCAUGGAAAAGAUCGAAUGGAAUCCUGACUAUUUACCUUAUUCAUUGCAACAUUUCGGCUAUUAUUUAAUAGCCAAAAAGCUAUUAGAAGCUAGUGAAGAAUGGAAUUUUAUGUAUUCAACAUCAGCCACGCCCAAUAACGAUGAACUAGAAAAAUUAUUUAAAACAGAUACAAGCGUCGAUCAAAAACUUCUCGAAAGUGCAAGAUUAAAAUUUAUGCAUCCUCAUUCUGAUUAUUUUAUCAAACCAACCGCAUGUGUUCGAAUCACGAAUGAGAAAAAAGAAUUUCCGAAGGAAAUCUUUCCUUCAACAGAUUCUCAAGUCAACCUUAUCAGCGAUAUCGCCAAGUACUUUAAAGAACACUUAGCAGAAAGUUGGAAUCAAUUUAAUAUGCUUGAAGAAUAUCGAAAAGAAUACCCGUCGUUGAAUAUCAUAGAAGGAUUUCUUCAUUCUCUUCGUCAAGACUCGAGGCAAAGCUGGAGUGAAUUAGGAAAAUCUAUCAUUUUCACAAAUCAACUACUGUUUACAACAGGUUUAGCAGUACGAUUUCUUCCAACAACGUUGUUAUCGGUUUUCCAUCAAACAUGGUUGAACGGAACUGAAAUCAAUAGUAGAAAUGCUCCGGUAUUAGUUCUCACUCCUGAUCAACGUACAUUGCUUGGUGGAAUCAUGGUCAAUUGGGUUGUAGAACAACAAAUAGAACGAGCUUUACACUUCGGUUAUCAAAAGAAAUGGGAAGACUUUGAAAGAGAAAUAUCAAAUGUACCACACGCGAACUGGGUGCCAUCACAAAAUCUACCAUGGUUAAUAAUCGAGCUUGAAAUGAAUAUUACCAUUCGAGAAAUACAAGUUGAGGUAGCACGCCAUAUGACUCAGCCCAUAAUGAAUAACAAUGAUUUCAAUAUGCGUAAUACCGUUAUGCAACUGAAUAUGGGUGAAGGCAAAACUUCCGUAAUUGUUCCUAUGCUAGCUCUUAGUUUAUGUUCAUCGUCGUCAAGUUUAGUUCGUAUCAUUGUAUUAAAAUCUUUAUUUCCAACAAACUAUCAAUCAUUACGGCACAAAUUAGGUGGCUUAUUAAAUCGACGUGUACUUUCAUUUGCAUGUCGUCGUGAUAUGAAUUUUAGUGAAUCGCAAGCAAAUCAGAUUUUCAAUCGUCUGCAAUAUGGAUUAAGUCAACGUGAUGUGGUUCUAACUUCACCAGAAGAUAUUUUAUCGUUUGAUUUGCUUACUAUAGACAAAUGUCGACGAAAUGAGUUUGAUGUUGGCCGGCCAAUGUUAUCGACUCAACGUUGGAUAAAAACAUACGUUCGUGAUAUUCUAGAUGAAUCCGAUGAAAUUUUGCAUGUUAAAUACCAAUUGAUUUAUUCAAUUGGUGGUCAGAAACAAGUCGAUGGAGGUUUAGAACGUUGGCAAACUAUUCAAUCAGUACUCAACUUAGUUAAACAACAUGCUACAAGCAUCGCAACAGAAUUCAACGAUGAUGUUUCAUACAAAGUAUCAGAACGUAAAAGUAGUUUUCCAGAAUUUCGUUUACUUAAUCAUCGACCGUUUCUAGAGUUAUGUAAAAGAAUUGCAAAGGACUGGCUAAAUCAAAAAAACUUUCGUCAAUCAGAUGAAGAACUUAUCUUACAAUUCAUACUUGAUAUAAGUGUACCAAUUACAUGUCUAAAAGAUCGAUUUCCUUAUAAUAUAAUUCAGUUAUUUCUCGUCAUGCGAGGUCUUCUAUCAUCGGAAGUUCUUUUUGUUACAUUGAAAAAACGCUAUCGUGUCAAUUUCGGCGUUAAUCCUAAUCCAAAAUUUAAUCGUCUAAUGGCCGUACCAUUUCGUGCGAAAGAUGUUGCAGCAGAAAAUACAGAAUUCGGACAUCCAGAUGUUGCUCUUGUUCUAACACAAAUUUCUUAUUAUUAUAGUGGAUUGAGUGAUUUACAGUUACGUCAAUGUUUUGAUCGUUUGAGUCAGAAUGAAAAUGAUCCGGAAGUGAUAUAUAAUGAAUGGAUUUCACUUGAAGAAGACAAUGAUACAAUUGCACGUAUUAAACAAUGGAAACAAGUCAAUCUAAAAGAUAAACAUCAACGAACUGAACAACUCUUUCCAACUUUCCGACGAAAUAUGCAAGUUAUAAAUUAUUUUCUCAAUAAUUUCGUCUAUCCUUAUGAAUCAAAACAGUUUCCUCAUAAAUUAAUUGCUUCCCCAUGGGAUUUAUCUUCAUCUGCACGUAAGAAAAUAAUGACUGGAUUUAGUGGUACUAAUGAUACACAGUUAUUAUUACCGGUCCAUAUCCAUCAGUGUGAUUUACCAGAACUAAAGAAAACUGAUGCAGUCGUUCUUAAUAAUUUGCUUCAACCGAAAAAUGAACAUUAUCAAGAUUUGCCUAUUGGUGCAAGUUCUGAAGAGAUUCUAAAACAAAUUGUUAAUACUGAACCAAUGAUUCAAGUUAUACUGGAUGUUGGCGCAUUAUUUAUUGAUGGAAGUAACCGUCAAAUAGCCAUUAAGUGGUUAGACCUCUCGAAUAUAAAUAGAAUAGAUUAUGUUGUAUAUUUCGAAAUGGAUUCAAUAUUUGUUUGUGAUCGUCAAUAUCAACACCAUGCAUUUUCGACAGCUCCUGCUAGUGAACGACUCGAUCGUUGUCUAUUUUACUUGGAUGAAAUUCAUACGCGAGGAACAGACUUUAAGUUUCCCAAUGAAUUUAGAGCAGCUGUUACUUUAGGUAAUGGUCUUACCAAAGAUCGAUUAGUUCAAGCAUGCAUGAGAAUGAGAAAAUUAGGUAAACAUCAUUGGUUGAGUUUCUGGAGUUCAAGCGAAGUUCAUCACCAAGUACAAACAUUGAAGAAAACUUCAGCUUUGUAUAAGGAAAAAGAAAACGUCAACGAUCAUAUUUCUUUGACUGAUAUUCUUCGUUGGGUAUAUGAAAAUACUCAACAGGCAAUAUGGGAUGGAUUACAUCAUUGGGCAACACAAAGCUUAAGUUUUCAGCAAAAAAAUUCUGCUUUUCGGAAUAUUGACUGGAAUAAUUAUCAGCAAAUUCUUACAAAUAUAAUGAUGGAAAAUUUAGCCAAAGCAAGUUUAGAAGCUGAAAUCUUAGAUUUAAAAACUAUGUAUGGUCAUGAGAAAAUAUUUCAAACAGUGUACGAGAUCUACUCGACUCGCUAUCAAUAUUCGAAUACUGGCUAUUCGACUGAAAUUCAUGAAGCAGUUUCAAAACGAUUGCUCGAUUAUGGCGGUUCGAAAAAACUUCUGACACAAUUAUUAGAUGAAGAACAGCAACGAGAACUAGAACGAGAACAAGAAACAGAAGAAGAACGACAACAAGUACGACCUAUAGCUGCCGUUCCAUGCGAGCCUAUAUUGCAUCAUGAAGUUAUGAACCUAUGUGAAACUCAAGGUCCAAUGUUGAACUUAUCACAUUUACCUAAUGUGUUUUGUCCUAUUGCCGAUGCUUUCAUAGGUAUGACAUUCUACCGUGAAAGCCAACCAGGUUGUUGGCAAGAAAAUCUAUGGAUUACUACUGAAUUCAAGCGGGUCAUUCAAACGAAAGGAGAAUCGUUAGAUCCAUUUCUACGUCCUCCACGUUGGGUACUCAUCUAUCGUAAUCAACAUAUCAUAUUCCUAAGUCCCUACGAAGCUAAUGAACUGAUGGAUCGCCUUCAAUAUCUUUACCAUAAAUCACCAUCUGAUAAAUUAAUGCAAACAACAUUACGUUUAUUGUUACCACGUACUAGACGAGAUCAAUCGAUACUGUUCAAUACACGAACUCUUACGAUUCCUCCGUUGAUUUCAUUUGGUCCUGAAAUUCUUGACUAUUCGAUUCCAAUUGAACUUUUGGUAGCAUUAUUUGCAUUUAAUGGAACGAUCUACUUUGAAAAUAAGCGAGAACAAGAUGCUUAUUGUAAAUUUCUUGGUCUAUGUUUGAAACCUCGAAACGAGAUCGAAACCAAUGCUUUUGACAAUGGUUGGAUUAAUAUUGAUGGCUUUGUGGAAAACUUAGAUCAUCGGCAACAAUUACAACUUCAUCAAUGCCGUUUCUCAUCCAAUCCGUUAAGUUUCAUCAGGAAAUUGAUUGAAAAUCGUAAUCAGGCACACGCACCACUUUCAUCGCAUGUUGAAAGUAUUAUCAUAAACGCUAUCAAAUUACCGAUCGAAUGA
This is a messenger RNA of Rotaria sp. Silwood1, 7560 nucleotides long. The record is from the annotation of a GenBank genome assembly. NCBI's taxonomy places the organism in Eukaryota, Metazoa, Rotifera, Eurotatoria, Philodinida, Philodinidae.